AUGUCAAAAGUUAUCUGGAAUAAUGACAUCGACGCAUAUAACCCCCAGGUGAUGCCUCUCUCGGUGGCACGCAAUAUUGCCAAAUACUUGCCCAUAAAGGACCUAUUAUCGUUUGCUCAAGUAUCUCGAAAUACCUAUAAAGCUGUUCGAAAUCACAAUCUAUGGGUUGGAAAACUCAAGGAAAUGAACUUGUGGAACACUGCUAUUGAUCCUGGAGACGGUCAUAUCGUGCUCCCACGAGAAUUGUCGAAUCCUUUGACUUGUAUGGACACAAUCUACAAAGUACCAAAGCUUGCACGGUCACAAGUAAUCUCAAUCUACAAAGCAUUGGCCACGUAUUAUUACGAUUUGGCCUCUAAUAAACCAUACGACAAGCUAAAAUUGUUCAAGGACUUUACCACGCCUCAGCAGCAGUCUCUUAUUCUCCGGAAUUUGCUCCGCUUCAAUAAUAUAGACUACGACGACGGCUCACGAACAACCAUCAGAGACAAAAUUAGCCUUUUAAUCGAGAUUUUCGAGAACGCUCUUCUACGUGAGCUUGAGAUCCACUUUGAUCUCGGCGACUACGAAAAGGCUGGCAAGUUUGUAGACGUACUUGUCGACUUACAAAAUGACCAAACCAUCAUUGAUUUUUUCAUUCAAAAGACAAUAUUGGACAAUAACGAAGGUAUGCUCAAUCUGGAGUCGUUCGACGCUGAAAAGGCUUUUACAAUUGCCGACGACGAGGCACUUCUGUACACUAUCAACCCACAGUUUUUCGAUGAUAUAAUAGAGAAGAUAGCCGAGAUCUUCAAUAAAGAAGCAGAGAUUAUAGAUCAAUUGUUUCCUCCAAAAGUUCCCAUGAUGUUCAAGGUUUGCGAGGAGCUUAUUGCAAACCACUUGACGGACAUUUUCAUAUCUAUCAUCGAAGCGUCAAGGAAAAAGAAGUUAUAUUUAACAAUGUGUCCGAUGCUAUACGAGCAGUUGACAACUACUCUCAUAACAAAAUUGAAGCCAUGCGAGAACAUGGGUCCCUCAUACGGUCAUUUGGUUAGAGAAUUGAUCGAUAUGGCGUAUGAGUCCGUGGCAGUGGAGUAUAUGCGAGAAGAAUUGCUGGUGUUUCGUAACAAUGCUCAAGAGUGCAUUGACGAGUGGAAAGCCUCGAUUAUCAAGCGAGAGGAAGAAACCACAAACAACAUUUUGCAGCACGUUCGUUUGGAGUCCAAGAACGAUUUGUUGACGAGUUUUCGAAAAGUGUUCACGAUAACGGGUUCAUCCAAGACAAAUGCUGAAACUGAAGAAAAGGAAAACUACUCAGAAGUGCAGGCAAAGGUGAAGAUCCUUUCCGAAAACAUCAAACUGUUGGGUACCACACUUAGUUUGGAAGUUGCAACCACCAUACUCAAUGAUGCCAAAAUCUCCCUCAAUCAUCUUUUAAAAUUUAGAGACUAUACCAUUGCAGCAUUACGCAACGAUUUCUUUGCUUCCAUGCAAGAACUAUUUAUUACCGCCAUCGAGGCGAUUGGAAACGACCAUCUCAAGCCAGGAUUCGACAAAGCCCUUCGUUACUUGGGAACCUACAGCAGCUCCAAGGUGAAGGAAGUUGCGAAAGAAACCAAUAAUAUUGUUGGACAAGAAGAGCCUCUCAUUCUCUUUUACGAGCUAAUCAACAUGGCCGAUUUGAUGAUCCAAAUGAUAGACAUUUUCUACAAGCAAGAAAUGAGAGCUAAGAAGAUCAUUGCCCAUGAAAACUCUAUUCUUAACCCUUCGCUUCAAAAAAAGAACAAGUUGGAAGGUGUUGUGGAUAACUAUGUGGCCACAGGAUUGAAUAUAGGUAUCGAAAUUCUUGUGGCACAAAUUGAAAAUACCUUCCAGAAUGAGCGCACAGCUGCCGAUUACGAUCCUCCUCCCAAUUUUGUAUUUGAAGGUCCCACAAAGGCUGCUAGAAAAGUUGUGGAUAUCUUGGAUCAAAAUUUCGACGUCCUAGUUGACUGCGCCGAAAAGUCGGUAGUGGAAGUCUUUCAACAGGAAAUUGCAGAACGGUUCUUUCAGGCAAUUGUGAAAUCGCUUAAAAAUCUGGUGGUUUCUGUUUCUGGAGCCAUCAAUGUGAUUGCUGACCUCAAUCUCUACUAUGAUUUCAUUCUCACUCACAUUAAAACUAACAAAAAAAUGGUGCUUCCAUUAUUCCAAUCUCUAAAGAAAGUUGGAAAUCUCUACUUGAUUAGCGGAGAAGAUUCCAAAGCCAUUGGUAAGCUUGUGAGUGACUUAUCCAAAUUCAAUGGUAUUUUCAACCAAGAGGAAAUCUACGAGUUUGUUCAGAGACGUAAAGACUGGUUGGUGGUGAAAAAAGACGUCGAAAAGGUAAUGUAUGGCUUGGGGUUAGGAGACUGUCUGAUUGCAUAG
This is a messenger RNA of Meyerozyma guilliermondii ATCC 6260, 2382 nucleotides long. RefSeq names its product Rcy1p (gene RCY1). NCBI's taxonomy places the organism in Eukaryota, Fungi, Ascomycota, Pichiomycetes, Serinales, Debaryomycetaceae. Gene Ontology annotation, molecular function: protein binding. The transcript has a single exon. The coding region runs from base 1 to 2382 and encodes 793 amino acids. Gene Ontology annotation, cellular component: exocyst; cytoplasm. The record is from RefSeq and is a predicted model, not a curated record. Gene Ontology annotation, biological process: Golgi to plasma membrane transport; exocytosis.